Seminavis robusta is the source of this 414-nucleotide messenger RNA. The record is from the annotation of a GenBank genome assembly. Lineage: Eukaryota; Bacillariophyta; Bacillariophyceae; Naviculales; Naviculaceae.
AUGCAGCUAAAGCCAGCUAUUCUCACAACAUUGUUCUCACAAAACCGUCAGUCUUCGUUGAUACUUUUUUCGUCUUGCCUCGAGAGCUUCGAACGAACGCUGCAAACUUCAGACUUCACCAUGUCCUCCAACUCCUGUCGACUUGCCCAUCAUCGUCAACGCGAGAGCGCACCAGCACAACGCGCUACCACGCAUGGUCACUCCAAGGAAGAACCGAGCCUCAAGGAUCUUUGGUCGGCUGCCACGAAGAGAUCCUCGAGGACGAGACAGCCGCAUGGUCCCUCCUUGGUGGCACGAUCAAGCUCAAGUUCGUCCAUGGAAAGACUGCAGCUACGACCAAACCAGCAGAGACAAACCCGGUCUGUGGUCGACAUUAUCGAUAACGCUCUUGAGGUGCUCGAUGAACAGCGCUAA